AAAUCAUAAAUAUGAUCAUUCCUAGCUGCCAUGAAAAAGCAACAUUGUCCAAUGAAGCCACAACAUUUGUUUGCAUUGGACAAAUAUUCUGUAUCCGUUUGUUUGUAUAAGCUCAGUAUCGGGGAAACAUUAUACAUAUUAUGAAUCUCUCACCAUCACUGUGGGUUUUCAGCCCCAUCCAUAAGAUGGAGCAGAUAUUUCAGCUUAGAUUACAUCCUUAUCACCAACCUACUGCAAGAAAUGUGAUUCUAUCGCUGCCUGAAAGGCAUCUCUCGCUUUCUCCCGGGUUCUCUCACUUUUCUUGAAUUCUAUCGCUUUCUCUCACAAUCUUCUCGCUCUCUGGCUUCUUCCCGCUGUCUGUUGCAGCUCCCUCUGUGUUCUCUCUUUCUCGUGACUUGAAGGCAGCUCACUCCUCUGCAGAGGCAGCCAGCCCUCCUGAUUUGCUCAGUGCUGUGGAGCGAUUUGCAUAGGGCUGGCCCACAUCUGAGCAACUCCCGCCUCCUCUUCCACAUCCAUCCCAUCGUCUCUGCUUAGUUUCACCUGAGUCAAGCCUCCCCCAUCCAUCCCCCUUCUCUCCUUUCUCUCUCCUCUCUACCAGCUUUAGUCUCUAUCCUCUCUGCUGGAGUGUCUCCGUUCUGUAUCUGUUUCUUACUCAGUGAGUGUUGGACAGGGGACUCGUAUCUCAUUCAUGACUUUUGCUUCAUUAGCCGUGUGAGCAAACACAGCAUUGUAGCGAGUCAGAUAGCACCUCUUUGCCUCAGUUUGGGAGAAGAAGGGCAGCACCAAUCGGAGUGUGGUCACGAGACAGAUGCUCCAAAGCAGUGGUGCAGGUUGCUGGUCACCACACGUUGACUCCCUGCCUCGCUUUUUCUCCUCCAGAGGUGAACUGGGUCAAUUGGGGAUACACGGUGCUCUCAUUCUACAUCUCAGAGGACCAGCUGAUAAGUAACAUCUUCUGGAACUGAGGAAUAACUAUAUGUGUGUAUACUAUAUGUGCUUCUUCCCCAGUGGCAAAAGAGUCUUGUCCUAGGAUUUUUAUUUGGAUUGUCAUCAAAGAAAGUGCGUGCAUUCCCUACUAUGGGGUCUUAAUGGACAUCAGGUCCUGCUCAUCUGUUUCUCUUUCCAUUCCACCUGCCGAAAGCUCUUCACUCCUGCAGCGUGGAGGGGGCGAUAACCAUGCGCCCCCACUUUGAGACCCAAUACUCCCUGUGGCUUGCUCGCAUGCUUCCUCUGGCCGUAGGAUAUAUGUUUGGCACUGCAUGGGGCUCAAGCCCUGAUAACACUGUCAUGCUCUCAUCGUCCACAUUCUCACAUUCUGAGACCCAGCACCACCAUCACCCGGCAGGAGCUCAGCAUCAAGCACCUCCAAUUGCCAUCUACCGUUCCCCUGCUCCCUUGCGAGGUGGCCAUGCUGGAGCAACAUACAUCUUUGGAAAGGGCGGAGGACUUAUCACAUACACAUGGCCCAAUAACGAGAGGCCCAGCACUAGAACCGAUAGAAUGGCAGUGGGCUUCAGCACAGCCAUCAAGGAUGGAAUUUUGGUCCGCAUUGACAGCGCCCCCAGACUAGGAGACUACAUCAUGCUCCAUAUCGAAGAAGGAAAGGUGGGCGUAACGUUCAACAUUGGCACAGUGGACAUCAGCGUCAAAGAGAUGACUACAGAUGUCAGCGAUGGAAAAUAUCAUGUUGUGAGAUUCACAAGGAAUGGAGGAAAUGCCACCUUACAGGUGGACAACUGCCCAAUCAAUGAGUACUUUCCAUCAGGUAACAGCGACAAUGAGCGUUAUCAAAUGGCUAAUAAGAAAAUCCCAUUCAAAUAUACCCGGCCGGUUGAAGAUUGGCUACAUGAGAAAGGUCGUCAGCUGACCAUUUUUAACACCCAAGCUACCAUCUCAAUAGGCGGUAAUGACCGCAAGCGACCAUAUCAAGGCCAGCUGUCUGGUCUUUAUUACAAUGGUCUGAAGGUUCUCAACAUGGCAGCUGAAGGUCAUGCUUACAUCAAGAUAAAUGGCAGUGUGAGACUGGUGGGGGAUGUGCCUACCAGCAGAAGCCCCUCAAGUACCACCACCUCCAUGCCCCCAGAGAUGUCCACCACCUUCAUCGAGACCACUACCACCCUGUCAACCACCACUACCCGCAAGCAACGCUCACCACCCACCAUUCAGCAGACAACGGAUGACAUUGUGUCCUCUGCAGAAUGUUCCAGCGAUGACGAGGAUCUGGAGGAGUGUGAUGGGGGACACACAGGAGGGGAGUUAGUUAUCCCUGUUCUUGUUGAGGAUCCCAUAGACAUCCCCCCUAUUUCCACUCGAGCCCCUUUCAUCCCCAUUCCCCUGACCCUUCACCCCGUCCUCACCAUUAUUGAGUCCACCAAAGAAUCCCUGACAAUUGCCACCAAGGCGGGUGUACCUUGCUUGUCAGACCAAGGCAGCGAUGAUUGUGAUGAUGAUGAUGAUGGUGAUGGUUUGGUGAUAUCGGGUUUUGGCUCUGGGGAGGCCUUCGACUCUAGCCUACCCCCUACUGAUGAUGAAGAUUUUUACACCACCUUCUCCCUGGUAACAGAUAAGAUCUUGACUACGUCGACCUACGAAGGUGGCUACAAAGCUCUUGCGCCCAAGUGGGAAGUAAAGGACUUUAAACCUAGCAAGGCCUCUGAGGCAGGAAGGACUACGGCCAUCCCUCCUCAGCCUGACUUCAGGAGCUCAGCUGCAUCACCUGUCAUGCCUGAGCGUGCACCUAAAAUCCCAGCUGGGAAAAUGAACAACCGUGAAAUCAAACCCCAACCGGACAUAGUGCUACUACCACUCCCCACGUCUUUUGACAUAGACGGCACCAAACCAAAGGGGCCGUACAUCACCCAGCCCAUGUUGCGCACCAUCCCCAGUGCCCUGCCCACCGUGCCAGGUAUCAGGAGAGUGCCUCCUGGUGCCUCGGAGGUAAUACGUGAGUCCAGCAGCACUAUGGGUAUGGUGGUGGGUAUCAUCUCUGCUGCCGCCCUGUGCAUCCUCAUUCUCCUCUAUGCCAUGUACAAAUACAGGAACAGGGAUGAGGGCUCCUAUCAGGUAGAUGAAACACGGAACUACAUCAGCAAUUCUGCACAGAAUAAUGGCACAGUAAUCAAAGACAAACAGCCCAACACUAAGGGUCCCAGCAACAAGAGACCCAAAGACAAGGACAAGGAAUACUAUGUGUAAAAUGAAAA
Molecule: messenger RNA, 3203 nt
Organism: Carassius auratus (goldfish)
Lineage: Eukaryota; Metazoa; Chordata; Actinopteri; Cypriniformes; Cyprinidae
Product: neurexin-3b-beta
Exons: 7
Coding region: 1177-3195 (672 amino acids)
Source: RefSeq, a predicted model, not a curated record